Messenger RNA from Acanthocheilonema viteae, 492 nucleotides. Lineage: Eukaryota; Metazoa; Nematoda; Chromadorea; Rhabditida; Onchocercidae. The record is from the annotation of a GenBank genome assembly.
AUGGGAAGGUUUUAUGAAGACUCUUCAAGAGAUAGGAAUCUGAUAUAUUUUCUGGAUAUUUUACCAUUGGAUACUGUUGAAUAUGCGUGCGCCUAUGGUUCGGGUGCGGUACUGCAGGAGAGUAAUGGUACAUUCGGCGAAAUGAUCGAUUUUAUUAUUGCAACGCGGGAUUCAAGCCAAUUUCAUAAGCAAAAUUUGGAAAUGAAUCCGAUGCAUUACUCGUCGUUACGUUUUCUGGGUUAUCAAAAAAUUGCGCAGUUGCAAAGGAACUAUGCUGCUCGGGUUUAUUGUAACACUCGAGUGUUGUACCAAGAUCAGCUUAUAAAGUAUUCUGUAAUUGAUACUGAUGAUUUGUUGCUGGAUCUGAUCGAAUGGAGAUGGAUGUAUUUAGCCGGAAGAUUACAGAAACAUGUUGUUGAUGUCAUCAGUCCUUCAUCGAGGAUAACUCUCGCUAUAAAAAAGAAUCGUUAUAGUGCUUUACAGGCAUCAUGA